Phanerochaete carnosa HHB-10118-sp is the source of this 693-nucleotide messenger RNA. RefSeq lists its product as uncharacterized. The record is from RefSeq and is a predicted model, not a curated record. NCBI's taxonomy places the organism in Eukaryota, Fungi, Basidiomycota, Agaricomycetes, Polyporales, Phanerochaetaceae. Bases 1 to 693 code for a protein of 230 amino acids. The transcript is spliced from 5 exons.
AUGCCUCCUCGCAACCAUGGAAAGAAGAGAGCUGCCGAGACCCCUCAGAAGACACCUAAGAGGCAAAAGGUGGCCUCUAAGCAUGUUGAGUUUGACAAUGGAGCUGUUAUGACCCAGUUUAGGCUGUCUGGUGAAUUCUCAUCUGAGGAUGCUGUCCAAGGUUCCCCAGCAAAGAAGAGAGGUGGUAGGAAAGGUCCAGGAGUUCAGGAUGUUGCUGAAGGAGAGGUGCUCAUGGCAUUCACGUUGCCCCGGAGAGGUCGUGCCAAUCACCAGCACAAUCCAAGUGGGGAGAGCUUGAUAGACAAAUCUGUUCCAGUUGCUGAUAGUCGUGAAUAUAUCAACAUUGAUAUUGCAGACGACUCUGAAGACUCGCCUACUAGUCCAACGCCAGCUGCAGGCUCUUCACGUGAUCUCCUGCCUGCUCCUGCCACCCCAACUCGCAAGCCAGCAGGCCCUCCCAAUUCACCUGUUGCCGAUAUUCCUGGGCGGACCACUAUCCGAACACGAGUUGGUGAGGUUUUCGAAGAGUAUCUCAAGGAGCUUAGCCAGGAUAUGAAGAAUGCAGUUGGCAGCAUAUCCUUCACAAUGGAUAUGUGGACUGACCCAUUCUUAUCGCUGUACAUGGCGGUUACUGCACAUUGGCUGCAGCUUGUUCUUGAAGAUCGUGGUAACGGACUUCAGCUGCAGCUUUGA